Messenger RNA from Gastrolobium bilobum, 378 nucleotides. Its product is annotated as auxin-responsive protein SAUR15-like. The record is from RefSeq and is a predicted model, not a curated record. The transcript has a single exon. Gene Ontology annotation, biological process: response to auxin. Lineage: Eukaryota; Viridiplantae; Streptophyta; Magnoliopsida; Fabales; Fabaceae. Bases 1 to 378 code for a protein of 125 amino acids.
AUGCUAGGGAAAAAGAUGGUAUCAUUGAAGAAACUAGCCAAAAAGGUGAAGGCUGUUGGUGGAGCUGACCCUGAUCCUCCCUACAAUGAAUAUUUGCUCAAGGGGUAUGUGGAAGAAUCCCCAUCAAGCACAACCCCAAAUGGUUUUUUUGCACUUUAUGUUGGGGAGGAGCGUCAGAGGUAUGUGGUUCCAACCAGUUACCUUUCUCACCCUUUAUUCAAGAUGUUGUUGGAGAAGGCUUACAGUGAAUUUGGGUUUGCACAGAGGAAUGGCCUGGUAGUUCCAUGCAGUGUUUCCACAUUUCAGGAGGUUGUAAAUGCUAUAGAAUGUAACAAUGGCAAGUUUGACUUGGGCAAAAUUUUUGAAGAUUUUGUUUAA